ACAUGCUGGCCGAGAACUACUGCUACACGGUCUUCAGCCAGGAGCUGCGCAGGCUGUACCGCACCGGCGAGAUCGGCCGCGUGACCUACGCCGAGGGCGAAUACACCAUCCCAUGGCGCCCGACGCGCGCCUGCGUCUGGCCCCGGGCGAGCAUCACUGGCGCAACUGGCUGCCGUCGACCUACUACUGCACGCAUGCGCUGGCGCCGCUGGUGUACAUCACGGAAUCGAUGCCGACGAUGAUCAACGCGCUUUCCAUCGCCGCCCCGGAGGUCGACGAGCUCAGCGUGCGCCGCAGCGAUCCCGGCUCGGUGAUCCUCUGCCGGAUGGAAGACGGCUCCGUGUUCCGGAUCUUCGGCGUGAUCCUGCCGGGACACAGCAACUGGUAUCGCGUGCACGGCACGCGCGGGGCGAUGGAGAUCGCGCGCGGGCCGGGCUACUUCGGUUCGGGCGAGGUUCGCGUCUGGCACGAGGAAUGGAACCGCUGGCCCGAUCAGCCGCUGGAGCGCACCUACCUCCCCGAGUGGCCGGAGCACGGGGAGCUGGCCGAGCGCGCCGGCCACGGCGGCGGGGACUUCUGGACCAACUACCACUUCGCGCAGGCGAUCCGGUCGGGCGAGCCGCCGUUCCUGGACGUGUACCGGGCCGUGGCGAUGAGCUCGGUCGGCAUCCUGGGGUGGCGGAGCGCACUGCAGAACGGCCAACCGGUGGAGGUCCCCGACUUUUCCGACGAAGCUCAGAGGGCGAGGUACCAGGAUGACACCUGGUCGCCGUGGCCGGGCGGCGCCGAGCCCCCGGACGCCCGGCCCAGCAUCAUGGCGACCAGGGAGCCCACCGCGGAGGCGAAGGCGCGGGCACGGGAGCUCUGGGACGAGAUGGGAUACGGCGGCAGAUGAUGGCGAUCGGCACCGAAUCGGCGGCCACCGCCGAGCACGUGAUGCAGCUCGAUCGGGACGGCUAUUGCGUGAUCCGCGGGCUGUAUUCCGAAGAGGAGACGCGCCCGGUCCGCGCACGGAUCGAAGCGAUGUACGAAGGGCGCCACGAUUACGGAUGGCCGAACCGGCAUCUGCAGACCUGGGAUCCGAGGACCGGGACACCCCCGGGGGCAACUACCGGUCCGGCUCUCUGCAGAUGCCGUCCCUGAUCGAAUCGGUCUUCGACGACUUCACCGGCAAUCCCAAGCUGGUCGGUGCCAUGGAGACGCUGCUGGGGGGAGCGGUGAAGCGCUACACCGACCAGACGAUCUUCAAGCCGGCAGUGUACAAGGCCGGCCGUAGCUUCUAUCACCAGGAUUGCUUCUACUGGAAAUUGCGGCCGAAGGUGUGCCUGAACUGCUGGAUCGCCCUGGACCAGGUGGCGCCGGAUGCGAUCGCGCUCGGGUUUCUGCCGGGCACGCAGGCGAGCUGGCGCAUCCGGUUCCACGAGCUGUACUGGGAUCAGGUGCCGGCGUUCGGCAGGGAUGGCGCGCAGUACCAGCGCAAGCGGAUCGCCCUGGACGCGGUGGACGACUCGCGCGAGGAUCUGAUCUCCGGCGGGCCGGGAGACGCCUAUUUUUUCACGAACUACGUAUGGCACCGUGGCGAGCCCAAUCUGAGCGGCGUGAACCGCGCGGCCUACGCGAUCGCCUACCAGCUCGACCGGGACGACAACCUUCUGUCGGAAGAUGAAUUCGACGCGCUGAUGGACGGCGCGCCGCAGUGACCGCGGCCGUGACUCUCUCGCCGCGCGAUCAGUGGGCGGAGCUGGGCUAUUGCCUGUACCGGUCGCUGCUGUCGGCCGACGAGGUCGACGACCUGCUGCGGAUCGCCGAGCGCGUCCGCCGGCAGUGGCUGCUGGCCAGCGCCGAGGACGGCAAGCCAGGCGAUCGCGACCGCCACAACAUGCGGCACGUCAACCACCC
Molecule: messenger RNA, 1899 nt
Organism: Geodia barretti
Lineage: Eukaryota; Metazoa; Porifera; Demospongiae; Tetractinellida; Geodiidae
Source: the annotation of a GenBank genome assembly